AUGUCGGCUAUUGGAUCCUUGAUUUUCUGCACGGAUUGCGGCAACCUGCUGCGCGAGUCUACCGGAGACGAAAAUGCCAUCCUGCACUGCAAUGUUUGCGGAGCGCGGAACAAGGACAUCAUUCCGCAAACUAUCGUCUCCGAAUCCAAGCCCUCGGCCUUUCCCUCCUCCUUGAGAUCCAAGCGCUCUGCGGUCCAGACUUUGUCUGCCGAAGAUCGCAAGACCGAGGCUGUCACGAAUCACACCUGCAACAAGUGUGGAAGAAAGGAGAUGUUCUUCACAACUGUCCAGCUACGCAGUGCUGAUGAGGGUAGUACUGUGUUCUAUCGCUGUGUCUGCGGUUACAAGGAAACAUCGAACAACUGA
Penicillium brasilianum is the source of this 366-nucleotide messenger RNA. The record is from the annotation of a GenBank genome assembly. NCBI's taxonomy places the organism in Eukaryota, Fungi, Ascomycota, Eurotiomycetes, Eurotiales, Aspergillaceae.